This is a messenger RNA of Pyrus x bretschneideri (Chinese white pear), 480 nucleotides long. RefSeq lists its product as uncharacterized. NCBI's taxonomy places the organism in Eukaryota, Viridiplantae, Streptophyta, Magnoliopsida, Rosales, Rosaceae. The transcript is spliced from 3 exons. The record is from RefSeq and is a predicted model, not a curated record. The coding region runs from base 1 to 480 and encodes 159 amino acids.
AUGACGAAUUCUUCAAGCAUCUACUAUGUUGUAUCUGCUUGGGAUAAGUUUCGGCAAUCCAAGCCUACGGUAGGUUGGUCUAAGCCUGUUUGGUAUAAUCAAAAUAUUCCCAAGAUGAGCUUCAUUCUUUGGUUGAGUUCCAUUGCCACCUCUUCUUUGAGUGUCCCUUUACCCAUGGUAUUUGAUCUUCGGUGCUAUUCAAGUGCAGUGUCCUUGGCUCUUUUUGUCAUGUGGGCUACUAGCCGUUGCAAGGGAAAAUCUCUAUCGUCAAUAGUUUUGAAGUUAGAUCUUCCUGCUACUGUGUAUUAUGUUUGGAGGGAGCGGAACAACCGUAGAUUCAAGAAUUCAAGUCAACCUGCUGCGAUGGUUCUCAACUCAAUUAAAUCCACCAUUAGACUUCGAUUAAGUUCUUUGAAAAUCGCCCAUUCUGCUGCUAAUGACUCUACUUUGCGGGAAUGGAAUAUGAUUAUGAAUAGUUAG